Messenger RNA from Oldenlandia corymbosa var. corymbosa, 1702 nucleotides. Lineage: Eukaryota; Viridiplantae; Streptophyta; Magnoliopsida; Gentianales; Rubiaceae. The record is from the annotation of a GenBank genome assembly.
CACAAGAAUAGUAUUUUAAUGUGGACGUAACCAAAGUCAGAAAUUUUAACCAUACAAAUUUCAUUAGCAACAAAACAUACAACAUAUCCUGCUGAGAAUAAACCAGUAACUGUAAUUCAUUAGUUUACCUUAGAUCUAGAAAAGAAGAGUUACUCAAUAGAGUUAACCAUAUUAUAUUUGUCAAACUCCAUUCGAACACCAUUAGAAAGCCGUAUUAGCGAAGUCCACUCUGGACCUCUACAUGGCUCCACGUGGUCACUCCCGCCAUGGUCAUCAUCAAACAAAGACAGUUAGAUGGGAUCCGCAUUGUACGAAGAAUUUUGUCUAAACAAAAAUAACAAUUGGUCCGCAUCCUAUGAUGUAAAAAAACCUUAUUUUUAGUCUUCUGCUCACACUAUUACUCAACAGCUCCUGUUUGUGUUUCACUUUUUUCCCAUUCAGACUCCGAGAGACAAUUUAACAAACCCAAGUGGUGAUUGGAAUUGAAUUCCUCUCUAUCUCUCAAAGAUUCAUCCUUUUUCGUUAUAGAAACACAAAAUGGGGAGGAAGCCGGUUGAUUUUUUGGCUAUGAAGACGGACCAAGAUAAAGUCACGGCUGAAUUGAUCGAUUCGGACAUCAACGAAUUGAAAAUGGCUGCCAAGAAGCUCUUUGACCAUACUACCAAAUUGGGUGGCCUUGCUGUUGGUACUUCUUUUCUCAAAUGGGUUGCAUCUUUCGCUGCCAUCUAUUUGUUGAUAUUGGAUCGAACAAACUGGAGGACCAACAUGCUAACAUCACUUUUAGUUCCCUAUAUUUUUCUCAGUCUUCCGGCUGUGCUUUUCAACUUCUUGAGGGGGGAGUUCGGAAAAUGGGUUGCUUUCAUUGCUGUUGUGCUGAGGCUUUUCUUCCCACGACAUUUCCCAGACUGGCUGGAGAUGCCUGGCUCAUUGAUACUUCUGUUGGUGGUUUCUCCUAAUCUAUUCGCUCAUACCCUGAGGGACAACUUGGUCGGAGUUAUUAUAUGCUUGUGCAUUGGUUGUUAUCUGCUGCAAGAGCACAUUCGGGCAUCUGGAGGAUUCCGCAAUUCCUUCACACAACCCCAUGGAUUUUCAAACACCGUAGGCAUCAUCCUCUUGUUGGCAUAUCCAAUCUGGGGCUUGGUUCUUCACUUCCUCUGAUUUACCCGCUAUCCAAGAUGGCAUUUCAUAACAAGUUGAUACAUUGCUCUUUUCCUUAAUUCCUCUGUAGGUCUUCCUUGUUUUCUGCUUAAAUGGAAAGUAGGAAAAGUUAGUGGGAACCCGGAAAUGUUAUAUUUCUGUAAUCUGUUACCAGAAUGAUUUCCCUCUCGAAAACCAGAAGGGUUAACUGCGUACUCCCUUGACUGUUCAAACACUCCUUAUAAGCAGAAAAGUAGCAAAAAAACCACUUGCAAGUUUUUAAGUACAGCAAUGUGUUCUCUUGUUCUCUGUUAUUGAAAAAUCAUGACGUGAUAGGCAAAAAUGUAGCUAAUUUGUUUUCGUAGUUAGAUGAGCUCGUAGUAGGAAACCUUUGAUUCCUUCUCCCGGACCUAUUAUAUCAAAAGUACCAGGAACAAUAUUUUGGUUGGCAAAAUGGAAUCGUGGACAUUUUGUUAAUCCAUGUCUUCCUUCGAUCAAAAAAAUAGUCAAUAUUGUUUAAUUGAGACAGUAAACUGUAUCAUUUAUAAAGUAGACUAUUUCUGUG